UCUGUAGAUGAAAUAGAGCCAUUUGUAGAAACCAUAGAAACAUUAUCCCUACCUUCAGAUGCUGAAAACCUUCCAGGCAAUGUAGAUGGUGUAAACCCGCAGGGAAGCACAACUGUUCGUGUGUUUGUGUAUGUGGAUGUUGUAAACCAAUUUCCACAGUAUUAUAUGCCAUAUUUCAAUCUAUUUCCAGAGGGUUUGUUGACUGUUAACCCAUUUCAAGGUGGAAUUCAACCUUUUGGCCCCUAUGCAGAGGAUCUACUAAAUCAGAACUUAGAUUCAACUAAUGUGAACGCUCUUGCUGAGAGUAUAAGGACCACAAACCUACAUAUUUCUGUAAACACUGACAAUCUGUUGGGAGAAAGUAUGGAAGCUCUUGACCAAAUAUCAGUAGUUAGAAAUCAAUACGCCGAGGAAAUGACAGGUCUAAGUGCUGCUGCAGAUAGUGGAAAAACCCCACUUGCAGUGGAUAUGGCAGCUCAAAGUGCUGGUACAGACAGUGGCAAUACCCCACUUGCAGUAGGUAUGGCAGCUCAAAGUGCUGGUGCAGACAGUGGGAAUACCCCACUUGCAGUAGAUAUGGCAGCUCAAAAUGCUGAUGCAGACAGUGCAAAAGACCCACUUGCAGUAGAUAUGGCAGCUCAAAGUGCUGGUACAGACAGUGCAAAAGACCCACUUACAGUAGAUAUGACAGCUCAAAGUGCUGUUGCAGACGGUGUUGAUAGCCCACUUGCAGUAGAUAUGGCAGCUCAAAGUGCUGGUGCAGACAGUGGAAAAUAUUCACUUGAAGUAGAUAUGGCAGCUCAAAAUGCUGGUGCAGGCAGUGAGAAGACCCCACUUGUAGUAGAUAUGGCAGCACAAAAUGCUGUUGCAGACGGUGGGAAUAGCCCACUUGCAGUAGAUAUGGCAGCUCAAAGUGAUGGUGCAGACAGUGGGAAAUCUCCACUUGAAGUAGAUAUGGCAGCUCAAAGUGCUGGUACAGACAGUGGGAAUACCCCACUUGCAGUAGGUAUGUCAGCUCAAAAUGCUGAUGCAGACAGUGCAAAAAACCCACUUGCAGUAGAUAUGACAGCUCAAAGUGCUGUUGCAGACGGCGGGAAUAGCCCACUUGCAGUAGAUAUGGCAGCUCAAAGUGAUGGUGCAGACAGUGGAAAAUAUUCACUUGAAGUACUUAUGGCAGCUCAAAGUGCUGGUGCAGGCAGUGAGAAGACCCCACUUGCAGUAGAUAUGGCAGCUCAAAGUGAUGGUGCAGACAGUGUGAUGGCCCCACUUGCAGUAGAUAUGGCAGCUCAAAAUGCUGAUGCAGACAGUGCAAAAGACCCACUUGCAGUAGAUAUGACAGCUCAAAAUGCUGUUGCAGACGGUGGGGAUAGCCCACUUGCAGUAGAUAUGGCAGCUCAAAGUGCUGGUGCAGACAGUGGGAAAUCUGAACACAUGUUGGAAGAGAGUAUGGAUUCUUCUGACCAAUUUUCAGAGAGUGUAAAUUCAUGUGCUGAAUUUACACAGAGUACAGAUAAAGACAGUGGUAAUUCAUCUGUAGAAAGUGUUUCACAUACUGAUGUAUCUGCCAAGGCGUUUGAAGAUAUAAGUCUAUCUUCUUCAAAAACAUCUCUCCAAAGCAUAUUACCUGCCAAGAAACAUGGUUUGUUCUGCAGG
Saccoglossus kowalevskii is the source of this 1653-nucleotide messenger RNA. RefSeq names its product dentin sialophosphoprotein-like. NCBI's taxonomy places the organism in Eukaryota, Metazoa, Hemichordata, Enteropneusta, Harrimaniidae. The record is from RefSeq and is a predicted model, not a curated record.